Messenger RNA from Arabidopsis lyrata subsp. lyrata, 3003 nucleotides. RefSeq names its product probable methyltransferase PMT25. The coding region runs from base 488 to 2821 and encodes 777 amino acids. Gene Ontology annotation, molecular function: methyltransferase activity. Lineage: Eukaryota; Viridiplantae; Streptophyta; Magnoliopsida; Brassicales; Brassicaceae. The record is from RefSeq and is a predicted model, not a curated record. The transcript is spliced from 8 exons. Gene Ontology annotation, cellular component: endosome; trans-Golgi network; cytoplasm.
GGUGAUUAACGCGGCAUGGAAGAAUAAACAAUCUUAGAAAACACGAAAAUAAAUGUUUUUUUUUAAUUUUUAAAAAGCGUACUUUUUGUUUGACAACGGGAUAUUGACAUUUUAAGGCCGAAACCCACUUAGCUUGCUUCACUGGAAUCAACCCACUAAGCUCGUUCUCUGCUAGAUCCCAUCCGAAAAAUCCUGCUUGCUUCCCAAAGUUGCAAUCUUUGAGGAUCUUUGAAGUAACCAUAAAUAAAUAAAUAUCCUCUGGUAAAUCUUUUGCCUCAAUAUCAUUUUUUCCAGCAAGUCUCUUUCGGUCUCAUUGCUUCUGGUUCUGGGUAAUGCUUUGAUAUUAUUAGAUGAUGUUUUGGUGGAACAAAGUUAUUCGAUUGGAUCCGUUUUUAAAUUUAAACUCUUUUUUAGAGUAGUAAGAUCCGAGUGUUUUUGUAUAUGCUUCAGAGGUGGAUGUGAGUAAGGUUGCAUUGACUCGACGAACAUGGCCAUGGGGAAGUAUUCCCGUGUAGACGGGAAGAAAUCAUCGACCUAUGGUUUAACCAUUACCAUUGUUCUGUUACUUUCCCUCUGUUUAGUUGGGGCUUGGAUGUUCAUGUCUUCGUCGUCUGCCCCUGCUAAUUCUGUCGGCUAUUCCUCAAGUGAUACCGCUAAAGAUGUGGAACCUGUUACUAAAAAUGACUUGAGUAAAGAAGAAGGCGAUCGAGAUCCGAAGAACUUUUCUGAUGAAAAGAAGGAGGAAAGUGAGGCUGUGACUGAGAACAACCAUGUGAACACUGAUUCUGAGAACUCUGCUGAGGGAAACCAAGUCGAUGAGAGCUCUGGCGAGAAAAGUGAGGCAGUCGAGGAAAAGAAGGAGUCUGAUGACAGCAAUGGUGAUGGAGAUGGGGAGAAAGAGAAGAAUGUGAAAGAAGUAGAAUCUGAAAGUGAUGAAGCAAAGCAGAAAGAGAAAACGCAACUGGAAGAGAGCACGGAAGAAAACAAGUCUGAGGAUGGUAAUGGAAACGAAGAAAAGUCUGAAGAAAAAUCAGAAGAGAGUGCUAGUGAAAUUGAAGAAAUCACGGAGAAGAGUAACAAGGACGUCUUUCCAGCUGGUGAUCAGGCGGAAAUUACAAAAGAGUCGAGCACUGGAGAUGGAGCUUGGUCAACCCAAUUGGUUGAGUCGCAGAACGAGAAGAAAGCACAACAGUCCUCGAUAUCUAAGGACCAAAGUAGCUAUGGAUGGAAAACGUGCAAUGUGACCGCUGGGCCAGACUAUAUCCCUUGCCUUGACAACUGGCAAGCUAUCAAAAAGCUUCAUACUACAAUGCAUUAUGAACACCGAGAGCGCCAUUGUCCUGAGGAAACUCCUCAUUGUCUUGUGUCUCUGCCUGAUGGUUAUAAGCGGUCCAUCAAGUGGCCAAAGAGCAGGGAAAAGAUCUGGUACAACAAUGUUCCCCACACCAAGCUUGCAGAGAUCAAGGGACAUCAAAAUUGGGUGAAGAUGAGUGGUGAACAUCUUACCUUUCCUGGUGGUGGUACUCAGUUUAAGAAUGGUGCUCUUCAUUACAUUGAUUUCAUCCAACAGUCACAUCCUGCUAUUGCAUGGGGAAAUAGAACCCGUGUUAUAUUGGAUGUCGGGUGUGGAGUUGCUAGCUUUGGUGGUUACCUUUUCGAAAGAGAUGUGCUUGCUUUGUCAUUUGCUCCCAAGGAUGAGCAUGAGGCGCAAGUGCAAUUCGCCCUGGAACGUGGCAUUCCCGCUAUGUUAAAUGUUAUGGGAACCAAAAGAUUACCUUUUCCCAGCUCUGUUUUUGACCUUAUCCAUUGUGCUCGUUGUAGAGUCCCUUGGCAUAUUGAAGGUGGUAAACUUCUUUUGGAAUUGAAUCGUGCUUUGAGGCCGGGUGGUUUCUUUGUCUGGUCAGCGACUCCAGUCUAUAGAAAGAACGAGGAAGAUUCUGGUAUAUGGAAAGCAAUGUCGAAGCUCACAAAGGCAAUGUGUUGGAAGCUGGUGACAAUUAAGAAAGACAAACUGAAUGAGGUUGGUGCUGCCAUAUACCAAAAGCCAACUUCAAAUAAAUGUUACAACAAAAGACCUCAAAAUGAUCCACCUCUCUGCAAGGAUUCCGAUGAUCAAAAUGCAGCCUGGAAUGUUCCACUUGAGGCAUGUAUGCAUAAAGUGACAGAAGAUUCAUCAAAGCGAGGAGCAGUGUGGCCAAACAUGUGGCCAGAGAGGGUUGAGACUGCACCUGAGUGGUUGGAUUCACAGGAAGGUGUUUAUGGAAAACCUGCACCAGAGGAUUUCACAGCAGACCAAGAGAAGUGGAAAACUAUUGUCUCAAAGUCAUACCUUAAUGACAUGGGAAUCGAUUGGUCUAAUGUGAGAAAUGUGAUGGACAUGAGAGCAGUCUAUGGAGGAUUUGCUGCUGCAUUGAAGGAUCUGAAGUUAUGGGUGAUGAACGUGGUUCCUGUGGAUGCUCCUGAUACACUUCCUAUCAUAUAUGAACGUGGUUUGUUUGGAAUCUAUCAUGACUGGUGUGAAUCAUUCAACACUUAUCUGAGAACUUACGACCUUCUCCAUGCCGAUCAUCUUUUCUCUACCCUGAGGAAGAGGUGCAAUUUGGUGUCGGUAAUGGCUGAAAUUGAUCGGAUUCUUAGGCCACAGGGAACUUUCAUUAUAAGGGAUGACAUGGAAACAUUAGGAGAAGUUGAGAAAAUGGUGAAAUCCAUGAAAUGGAACGUUAAAAUGACGCAGUCAAAAGACAAUGAAGGCUUGCUUUCGAUUCAAAAGUCAUGGUGGCGUCCUGCAGAAACUGAGACAAUCAAAUCGGCAAUCGCUUAAACAAGUCAGAACGAAAAAGAAAAUAUAGUUUCAGUAAAUUUGGUUCUUUCAGGCCUUUAAGGCUUGCUUGUCAAAUUCAUUUGUCCUGGUUUGACUUUGAGAAAAGUUAUAUACAAUAGUCCAAUGUGAGGGGGAGUAUUGAGAUAAUAUCAUUAUAUUAUAAUGAUAAAGUUUAAAGCCUA